UUAUUUUGAUAAACAGACUUCACACACAGCUUGACUUCACUGAAGCUGAUUACAAAAUGCUAACCGACGUCUUUCUUUCGUUCGUAAUUCUCGGGCUGUUUCUAAUGAAAACCAGCUCAGCUGGAGACCCAGGCGUAGUCACGCGUAUAACGCAAAAAGGUCUUGAUUAUGCUUCCACUAUUGGAUUCACACAACUUCAUGAACAAUUCAAGUCAAUACGAAAAAUUCCAAACAUCGUACACACUGGCGACACUUACUACAGCUUGACAAAUCUGUAUGUAGAUAAAUUAACAAAACCCCACGGUAGCAUUGCUUUUGUGCCUGGACACGGUCUAAAAUGGUCGAUGACAAUACCAAAUGCACAGAUCACUGGUAACUGGCGUUACUCGAAAAAAUUGUGGUUUUUCAGAGUUGGAGACGCUGGGAGUAUGAAGAUCAAUAUGCCAGAAACGCAUGUUGAAAUCAUCAUUAAAUUGACAAAAACACCACACGGAGCUCCUGAUGUGAAAGCAACACAUUGCAGUUGUGAUAUCGCUUUUGACCUCGACACUUAUAAUUGGUUUUACAACUUCGUUAUAUUCCUCUUCAAAGGCACCAUUCGAAGUGUUCUACGGCAUCAGAUGUGCGAGAAAGCUGUGGCGGUCAUCAACGACAACGGAUAUGAACAAAUCAUUAAUUUUCCAUUGCAGGUACCAAUCGGAUAUGAUUUCAUGUUAGAUUAUAGAUUGGUUAAUGACCCACUCUUGACGACGUUAUACAUGCAAUUGGAGCAUAAGGCGAAAAUCUCAUGGUUCAACGAUAAUGACGUCAUACCAUUUCAUCCAGGCCACCUCCCUUACGUCAGUGACAACGGCAAAAUGAUCUACGUAGUCAUCUCAAACUAUGUAGUAGAUUCUUGGUCAUUUGCAGCUCAUAAACAUCACGUACUUCAAUAUGUCUUUUCCUCUAAACACCUGCCGGCCGCACAAAGCGAACUCUUGAUGACGACAUGCUCAGAGGAGACAAUUUGUAUCGGAAGACUCAUUCCACAGAUUGGCGAAUCAUUUCCAAACAGUGAGACAACGGUAGAAAUAUCCGCCAUUAGUAGACCAAAGAUACAUUUCCAAUCAGACAACAUUGAAUUGAACAUUAAUGGUCUCCUUCGAUUUCUCGUCCAUCUACAGAACACAUCACAUGUCGAUGCAUUUGGGAUAAGAGUGGAACUGCAUGGUAACGUGAAAGCUUUAGUGAAUUCCAGUCAGUUGUUUUACAAAGUUCAUUCAAUGAGUUUUCAGGUCGGGGACAGUGGUGGACAUUAUCUCAGGAAUAUUGACGUUCAAUCACUGAAACCGCUGAUUGAAUUGGUUAUUCAAGGUUACCUCGUCCCUCUCAUUAAUGACUACGGAGCAAAAGGCAUUCCUCUUGUGAUUCCCCAAAAGGUUAGCUUCAGAGACACAGAACUCACCCUAAUGGAGAAUGCUGCUGUAAUAGGGACUGAUUUGAUAAUUCAUGAAGUUUAAUUUCUUUAAAAGAAAAGGAUAAAAAUCAAGUAAAAAAACAACAAAACAAAGCAAAAACAGUAUUCAAAUAACUGAAAAAAAGUGAAAAAACAAAGACAAUUAAUUCUCAGAAAAGAAAAAAAAAAAAAAAAAAAAAAAAAAAAAAAAAAAAGUAAAUCAAAAACAUAACUAAAGCAUCAAACUAAACAAAAAUAAAUCUACAUAAAAUUACAAUUACAAGGAAGAAUGAAGGUAAGAAUUAAAAUCUCGAUCUACUACUACUACUACUACUACUACUACUACGACUACGACUACGACGACGACGACGACGACGACGACGACGACGACGUAUAUUUUUUGCUGUGCAUUUCACAAACCUGGUGGAUUGGCAGAAUCAGUAGAGCAUCUACUUUGCAGUAUAUAGUUUCAUAUCUUUACAUACUCGGUUCAAAUACAACCCGUGUGGACUUUGUUCUUUCUUCCGGUGUCAAUAAAAUAACAAACCAGUCAAACACUACAGUCGUUAUAACCGACUUUAUCAUUCCUCCUUUACAAUUUCUGGCCUUGGGCCUGUAUUAAAAACCACGAUGUAUUUCAAAACCUGUUAAACUUUUUGCCAGUCCUAUGUGUCCCAUGUGACAUACGGGACAUAUUACCAUGGCGUAUAUGCAACAUAUAUGAUACCCAUUCCCAAUUUGUUUCAACCGCCAGAAUAUCUCGAGACUUAAGAAAGGAAAGCUAUAUAUUACUCAGAACGUAUUCAACAAGGGCUAACUAAAUGUCUGAAACAAGCAUGGACAUUUAGGAUAAACUUAUGAAAAUGCUUGGACAAACAAAGAAUUAACAGCCAUAUUGUAAUUCGCUUUGUUGAUACAUUUUUUAAUGGCUUAGUCAAAGAAAGAAGGGCAGAAAUCAUGACCUCCGCGGAGUUAGGUGGAGGAAAGGGAGAAGAAACCAAAAUACAUCAGACACAUCUCAUCUGAUGGGCUUCUGUACAGUGACCGUUUAAACAAUUUUGCUGAAGGAUUUGGUGAACCCGAAGUUAUCGUAAAAAAACAGGUUCAAAGUGCAGCACAAUGAGAUCGUAUCCGAAAGCACGAGAUUGUAAAACGAAUUUAUAACCACAGAAUCAUGUUUGUCCAAUGUCUGUUAAAACAGAUUCUUGCAGUCUUGUUUCAUUUUCUUUUUUUCCCCUGUUUGCGUUAUUCAAUAAACGAUAUUAUAUAUUA
This is a messenger RNA of Octopus bimaculoides (California two-spot octopus), 2707 nucleotides long. Its product is annotated as bactericidal permeability-increasing protein. Gene Ontology annotation, molecular function: lipid binding. The record is from RefSeq and is a predicted model, not a curated record. NCBI's taxonomy places the organism in Eukaryota, Metazoa, Mollusca, Cephalopoda, Octopoda, Octopodidae.